UUGUGGCCUCCAAUUUUUUUUAGUAAAUCCGUUUUUAAGCUACUCCAAGCACUGAUCUCUACUCCGACUGCAAAUAACAAGAACAGAGAUCGGAACAGUAAUAUACAGCAAACGCCUGAUCACUUGAACUCGUUAAACAAUCGCCCGGUGUCGGCACCACGUCCUUCACCUCAGGCGGGCACUGAUAUACCAGACUUAGCCGCUUUACAGGAACUAGCUAGACAACAGGAGGAAGCUCUACGACAAGCCGUGGAAAGGCAGCAGCAUGGUAAUAUAGAACGUAAGCAUUCUUGGCAAAACGAUUCUACUUCGAGAAGUAUGCAUUCAUCGGCUGGUUCACUUGUUAGUAGCAAAUCUGCGGAUAUGUCAACACUUCACAGGGUGAAUGCGAAUCCAGUAUCGGUAAGAGUGACUUAUAUAGACCCAGUUUUUUUCACUAAAUAUUCGUUGUUCUAA
Messenger RNA from Cooperia oncophora, 456 nucleotides. NCBI's taxonomy places the organism in Eukaryota, Metazoa, Nematoda, Chromadorea, Rhabditida, Trichostrongylidae. The record is from the annotation of a GenBank genome assembly.